Vigna unguiculata (cowpea) is the source of this 1168-nucleotide messenger RNA. RefSeq names its product MYB-like transcription factor ODO1. Lineage: Eukaryota; Viridiplantae; Streptophyta; Magnoliopsida; Fabales; Fabaceae. The record is from RefSeq and is a predicted model, not a curated record.
GCUUACAUGUAGCUCUGCCUUUGGGUCACCAAUUCUUGAGCAUCACCCAUUUUAUGCAGUGAGAAAAAAACACCAGAACAUCCCAUAUUGGUUCCCACAUAGCUUUCACAACACCUAGGUGGGACCCGAAAUACCCUCAGUUUUUCUGUGUCCCUUAUUUGAGUGUUGUUUGGGAUGCAUCUUUUCUGUUUGAUAUAAUACUCAAGCAGUAAAAGGAGAGAGCUUUAUUAAUAUAUAAAGGUGGGUGUGGGACUUUUGAGUCGUCUCAACAAGAAGCUAGUGUUGGUGACACUUUCCAUUGGCUAGUUUGAAGGUUCGUAUCGGUUAGUAGCAGUUGCUAUGGGGAGACAACCUUGCUGUGACAAACUUGGAGUGAAGAAAGGUCCAUGGACUGCUGAGGAAGACAAAAAACUGAUAAACUUCAUUCUCACCAAUGGCCAGUGCUGUUGGCGUGCUGUUCCCAAGCUUGCUGGUCUUCGCCGUUGUGGUAAGAGUUGUCGUCUUCGCUGGACUAAUUAUCUCAGACCUGACUUGAAGAGAGGCCUCCUCACACAGGCAGAAGAACAACUUGUUAUUGAUCUCCAUGCCCGUCUUGGAAACAGGUGGUCCAAGAUUGCUGCCAGGUUACCAGGAAGAACAGACAACGAGAUUAAGAAUCACUGGAACACACACAUCAAGAAAAAGCUCCUUAAGAUGGGUAUUGAUCCUGUUACUCAUGAGCCUCUCAACAAAGAAGUCACAUCACAGGAUAGUUCUUCCCCUGCAGAGCAUUUUUCACAAGUUGAUAAUACUAAUAUCCAUCAGGUUAAGGAAAACAGUGUGGCUCUCAACUUGGAAGAGAAUUCCACCUCAUCACCAGCAGAAAAUUCUUCUGGGGAAGAAUCCCUUUUGAUGGAUAGCAUUUGCAGUGAUGUGUCUUUGAUGAACAGUAUGUGGCUGGAUGAAACUCCUCUUAUGGACAUGUUAUGGGACAGUACACCUAAAUUGGAGAAUGAAAAGUUGCCAAUGUGGGAGGAUAAUUGUCCUUGGUUGUUGGACUGCCAGGACUUUGGUAUUCAUGAUUUUGGUUUUAAUUGUUCCAGCGAGAUUGAAUCAAAUGCACUGCAAACUCUAGACAUGGACAGAAAAGGGCUUUAGAAUGCAGUCCAUCUAGUAAAGUGAGUUAUCC